Merops nubicus (carmine bee-eater) is the source of this 3492-nucleotide messenger RNA. RefSeq names its product protocadherin alpha-C2-like. Gene Ontology annotation, molecular function: calcium ion binding. Gene Ontology annotation, biological process: homophilic cell-cell adhesion. The record is from RefSeq and is a predicted model, not a curated record. Lineage: Eukaryota; Metazoa; Chordata; Aves; Coraciiformes; Meropidae. Gene Ontology annotation, cellular component: plasma membrane.
AGCCCUGCCUGCUUCCUCAGCCUGGAGCUGGUCAUCGAGCAGCCCAUCGAAGUGCACAACGUGGAGGUGGAGGUGCUGGACAUCAACGACAACGCACCGCGCUUCCCCCGCCAGGAUUACCGCCUGGAGAUCAGUGAGUCCGCCCUGCCCGGGGCUCGCUUCCACAUCGAGAGUGCCCAGGACCCGGACGUGGGCACCAACUCUGUGCAGAGCUACCAGCUCAGCCCCAGCCGCCACUUCGCCCUGGACCUUAAAGGCUUCCAGAGUGGCAGGCACAUCCUGGGAAGGGGGCGACGCGACCGGGAGCAGAGUGCCCUGGAGCGGCUGGUGCUCACUGCUAUGGAUGGUGGGGAUCCCCCCAAGUCUGGUACGGCCCAGAUCUCCGUACGAGUUGUGGAUACCAAUGACAACCCUCCUACCUUUGACCGCUCCACUUACACCGUGAGCCUUCUGGAGAAUGCCCUGCCGGGCACGCUAGUGGUCAAACUCAAUGCCUCGGACCCCGAUGAGGGCUCCAACGGGGAUGUGAUCUACUCGUUUGGCAGCUACACCCCACAGAAGGUGAGGCAGCUCUUUAGUGUGGACCCACGCUCGGGGGAGGUGCGGGUUAAUGGUACCUUGGACUAUGAAGAGGCAUCCUCCUAUGAGAUAUAUGUGCAAGCCACUGAUCAGGGCCCUGUCUCUAUGGCUGGGCACUGCAAAGUGCUGGUCAAGAUUGUGGAUGCCAAUGAUAAUGUUCCUGAGGUGGUCCUGACCUCCUUGUACAGCCCAGUGCCAGAGGACGCAAAGGCAGGAACUGUGGUGGCCCUGAUGAGCGUCACUGACCAGGAUUCAGGGCUGAACAAGCAAGUGAGUCUGCGCAUUCCCCCUGGCCUCCCCUUCACACUCAACUCUUUCAAGAACUCCUACACCUUGAUUACCCAGGGCAACCUGGACCAUGAGAAAGCAGCAGCCUACAACAUCACAGUUACGGCUACUGACUCUGGGAGCCCCCCCCUCUCCUCCCAGAAAGUGAUCCAUGUGGAGAUCUCCGACAUCAAUGACAAUCCUCCACGCUUUGAGGAACCUGUGUACUCACUUUACAUCCCUGAGAACAACCCCCUUGGAGCCUUGCUGGGUACUAUCAAAGCCACUGACCCAGAUGCUGCCGAAAAUGCCCAUGUGUCCUAUACUCUGCUAGAUAGGGAGAUUGAAGGGCAACCUGUUUCCUCCUAUGUCUCUAUUAAAUCCGAUAAUGGCAAUAUGUAUGCUGUCAGGUCCUUUGACUAUGAGACACUAAGGGAGUUCCAUGUGAUUGUGCAGGCUCAGGAUGCUGGGAUCCCACCACUGAGCAGCACUGUCACUGUCUACAUCUACGUAAUGGACGAGAAUGACCACGCUCCACAGAUUCUGUAUCCUACCUCAACCAACGCUUCAGCAGCUGUGGAGAUGAUCCCACGCUCAGCACACGCUGGAUAUUUGGUAACCAAAAUUAUAGCCAUUGAUGCGGACUCAGGACAAAAUGCCUGGUUGUUCUUUGACCUGGUACAAACCUCAGAUCCAGGUUUGUUCAGGAUAGAGCUCCAUACUGGUGAGAUUUGGACUACUCGCAAACUGGGAGAGGACAGCAUGUCUACUUUCAACCUGACAGUGGAGGUGAGAGACAAUGGAGAGCCACCAAUGUCCUCAUCAGUAUCCAUCACUGUUACCGUGGUGGACAGAGUUUCCAAAAUCAUCCCUGAUAGAAGGCGGCAUGUUAAAAGUCCCAGCAGCUACUCAGAGAUCACCAUUUAUCUCAUUAUCGCUUUGAGCGCCCUCUCCUUCGUUUUCCUUUUUGCUAUCAUUGGGCUUACUGUUAUCAAGUGCUACAGAUACAGUCUGUAUGGGGACUCCUGCUGUGCAGGCUUCUGUGGGGUCAGAGAACGGUGCCCUGCUGAAUUAUACAAGCAGGCCAACAACAACAUCGAUGCGAGGUUGCCCCACGGUUUAAAAGUACAACCCCAUUUCAUUGAAGUGAGGGGCAAUGGGUCGCUCACUAAGACCUACUGCUAUAAGGCAUGUCUAACUGCAGGAUCAGGAAGUGACACUUUUAUGUUUUACAAUACCUGUGGCCCAACAGGAACUACUGGUCCCUCUGCAGUGGUGACUGAGAGGCAUCUGACAGGACAGAGUGGGCAGAGUGCACAAAACCUGAUCAUACUUAAAAAUGACUCCAUUACUCCUAAUGAGCCAAAACACCCCAACCCUGACUGGCGCUACUCAGCAUUGAAUGCAAGGGUACGAAGUGCUGUGCAUGUGGAGGAGGCAGGAGUCCUGCGUGGAGGACCCGGAGGGCCUGAUCAGCAGUGGCCAACAGUCUCCAGUGCUACUCCAGAACCUGAGGCGGGAGAGGUGUCCCCCCCAGUGGGAGCUGGUGUGAACAGCAACAGCUGGACCUUUAAAUUUGGACCCAGCAAUCCCAAACAAGGUGGUCCUGGUGAGUUGCCAGACAAAUUCAUUAUCCCAGGAUCUCCUGCAAUCAUCUCCAUCCGGCAGGAGCCACCAAACAGCCAAAUUGACAAAAGUGACUUCAUAACCUUUGGCAAGAAGGAAGAGACCAAGAAAAAGAAGAAAAAGAAGAAGGGAAACAAGACUCAGGAGAAAAAAGAGAAGGGCAACAGCACCACUGAGAACAGUGACCAGUGAGGGGUUUAUACUGAAAGAACCAACUUAGCCAGUUUUUGUACUAAUGGCAGAUUUCUCCUAUGUAGCAACUCCUAACUUCUUCCUACUGUUAACAAAUUUCCUGUAUGUAUAGACUUGAGAAAAGCAGCAGGAAAUUCACAGUGUCUGUCUAAAUUGCUUAACAGGUUUUGUCUUAAAAGCUUUAUUAAGUCUGGUGUUAACUCUUUUUCUCCGCUCUGGCUUGUUUUCAGAAUCUAAAAAGCAGACACAAGUUUCCUUUCUCCUACGCCGAAAAGGAGAAUCUUCACAGUACAGCCAGUGAGAGGUUGGACUCUGCACUGUGGUUCCUGUGCUCCUGUCUUGAUGACACUUACAGGACAGGUUUAAAAGUUUAAAUGUUGUGCACCCUCUAUCUGAUUGGAAAUAUUUGUGUGCAGAUGUCAGCUAGGUGAUAUGAGAUCUGAUUAUAAAAUGCAAGAAGAGCUGGUAAAUAUGCAACAGAGGAAACACCUAAUGAACACAAAUGUUCAAAGAUGUUCAGGCUGGGGAGGAAAUGUCUGAAAGGAGAUAACCAGAUUUUUGAAAUCUUGAGAAGUCACUGUGUGGAAAUACUGAGUCCUAUCCAUGACGUAUUGUACACACUCCUGAAAAGAAAACAAAAACACCCCAACAAACCCCUCACAUUUACAGCUCAUUAAGAUACCUUAAAUUUUAUCUCUUACCAAGCAAGCCAUUGGGAAAAUUGUCCCAUAAAGCCCUGCAUUACCCUGGCAAGGCCAGCCCUCAGUAUUAAGAGGGGCUGGCUGGACAUCCCAGGAAUGUAACUGACUGUGGUGCUCUGUCCCUUUU